This is a messenger RNA of Purpureocillium takamizusanense, 1301 nucleotides long. RefSeq lists its product as uncharacterized. The coding region runs from base 132 to 1259 and encodes 375 amino acids. The record is from RefSeq and is a predicted model, not a curated record. The transcript is spliced from 3 exons. Lineage: Eukaryota; Fungi; Ascomycota; Sordariomycetes; Hypocreales; Ophiocordycipitaceae.
UGAAGGUACCUGUUCAUCCAACUAACCAUCCGGUUGCGCCCGUACGCAGCCACCGUUCGGACCGGGCGAGCAUCAUCCACGGCGGCCGGCCCCCAUGGACCUGCUGGCCAAGGACGCCCCCCGGCUUCGCGAUGGCGGAUGACCUCUUGCUCGAAAAGAUCCACGACCUGAGCGACUUGGAGCUGGCCAUCCUGCUCUGCCUGGUUAGCAGAGAGCAUGGCAUCAUCAGCACACCCGCAGACACCAUUGACGACCUGAUCGAAGAGCUGCAACUCGUCGCGCGCAAGACUUUCGGCCUCAGCUGCGUCGUCGUCAACUGCCACGCCGGCACCACUCUUGAGGAAUUCGCCUCGGCGCUCCUCCACCUCCCGAAGCCCGCCGCCGCCGCCGCCAGCGCGACGAGCACCCCCGCGCCGCGCACGCCGUCCCUCCAGACGCGCCCCGACUCGGCCAGCUACUUCGUCGCCAACCCGCACCACCCUCGCCCCUCGCGGGGCUCCAUCUCGCCGCUCACCGUCCUCACUGGCGGGCCGGGCGCCGCGCAAAUCGCAAACUGCGUCCUCGCGCGGAAUCUCGACCGCGCGCCGCGCGCCGUCCAGAUCCAGGCGCUUGAGCUGCUGCGCACGCGGCGCAUCUUCACGCGCACGUCCGUCCAGGCCGCCCCCAAGCAGUUCGUCUUUGUGCCCGUGCUGGAGGCGGACAGCGGCGGCGAGGCGCACGUCACGCCCCAUCUCAACGACUUCUUCUCCCUGGCGCACUGGCACGACCCCGAGGAUGGGCUAGUGAACCUCGAGGAAGCGGCUGAUGACGCGGCAUCCAUGGAAAGCGCGCUCAGAAGCAAGCAUCAAGAUGAGGGGUUGGCCGGCCCCUCCAUCUCCGAAUCGGAUAUUGGUCACUUGGCACAGCUCAGCCAGCAGGUCCAAGUAGACAUCGACGUCGUCCGCUACCAGAUGAACGUCGUCUCCUUCCUCCGAAUGCAUCGUGCCGUUGAUCAUGGCAUCACGCCGGCCGCCACAAAGCAUUUCGAGAAGCUCAUGCGGUGCCUUGCGCCGCUGCACAAGCUCGACUACGUGACGCCUGCACUCGUAGGGUUGGCCGCGAGGAAGGUCUAUCUGCACCGGAUCCGCAUCACGUCGCCGGCAAAAGAAAGGAGCAUGCAGUGGGGCAGUAAACUGGAGGCCGUGCAGUCCCUGCUCGAAGGCAUUGGCCCAGAAGAGGUCAUAGAGGAGGUGCUUGAAAUGGUGACGGCGCCGCUGUAGGCAUUUCGCCGGUGUAUUAGUCUAGCUGUAUAACCAUGCGCC